CAUAGCAAAACCCUAAAUCAAAACCAUCGAUCAGUUCCAAUUAAUCAAAAAAUCUCUUAAACCCCUGAAACCCAAUUUCUCAAAAACCCUAAAAUCAAUCAUCCAUGAAGACAAUCUCAGGCAAGCUUAUUUCUUCAACUCCGGUCUCAAUCUCAAAAGCCGCCGCCAUCCUCUCCAAAUUCGCCGCCUCCGAGAACGGCUCUUCUCAAGCCGUCACCGCUUAUCUCCGACGCGCUACCGCCGCUUUCGACGAAUUAGCUCGUCCACAUUCAAAGAAACAAAAAUUAGAUGUCUCAGUUAAGGAAGAGAUGGAAAAUGGUGUAAAAGAUGAGGGUAAAAUUGGAAAGAUGAGAAUAAAAGAGGAGAAGAGGGAGAGUGAGAGUAAUUCAAUUGAGAGUCACAAGGACAAGAAGAAGAAGAAAAAGAGAGAAAACGGCAAUCUUGUAAAUAUUGGAGAAAAUGGGGGCAAAGUGGUAAUUGAGGAGGAAAAGAAGAAGAAGAAGAGGAAGAGUAGAGAGGAUGAAGAGGAAAGUAAAAGUGAAGCAGAGGGUAAAAAGAAAAAAAAGAGGAAGUUUAGGUUAAGAAUUGUUUCUACAAUUGUGGAGUGGAACUGUGAAGAUGGACCAGGAAGUGAAAAGGAAAGUAGUAGCUGGCCUUUGUUCUCAUCUUUUUCUUCUUGUGAAACAAGUUUUUUUUUUUUUUUGGCCAAUUCUUUAGGCAUGGACCAUGGUGAUGUUGCUAAAUAUUAGUAUAUCGUUGCACAUUUAAUCUUUGUCCAAAUUUAGGACAAAAGUUUCUAUAUUAUUGACCACUGUGAAAUUUGACCCUUCCUAUACAUUAUAUGCCUAUACGAGCUACCUUAGUGAGACAAGUAGUCGAAAUGGUUUAGUCAGCUAAGAGAAUACUUCUUAUAUAAUGAAUAAGGUGGUUUAGGUUGACAUCUGGGAAUCUUGGAUCCUAUUAUUAGAAGGAUAUAGUUGAACUUGAACAUGAUAUGUCAAUCAGGAAAACCUUGCAGGCUAUGUAUGACUAUUAGAAUUUAAAUGCAAAUAUUACUAUCAAACUUGUGUAUAUGCAGCAGAUAAAUUUCUGUUGAACGACGGUUCUGCUGGCAUGGUUUUGGACUUCGUUUUUUGCUUCCUUCAUUGGUUUGUAAUUCUUUUGGGGGAAAUGAAUUAUUAUUCUUUUUGGCAAUUUAUGAAGUUGGCCAGCUGAUAACAAGGCCAGAAUUGGGCAUUCUUAGAAAAGGACCUGACUGUUAGACUGACUAAUAAAUGGCUUAGCUUUAUAGUUUCAUUCUUUCAAAUGGUCCGGAGUAACAUUUUUUCUUUCAGCUGCCUCUUCUUUUCCUUCAUUCGUGAUUGUCGUUGAGUGGGACGCCGUGAAGGAAAGUUUAAUGUUUUGCUGAAAUUCGCUUUAGCAUCUUGGUCAUUAUUCUUUUCUUGAAAUUGGGUUUCCCCUUCUCUUUACCUUUGUUUAUUUUAACAAAAAUAUGGUC
Mercurialis annua (annual mercury) is the source of this 1498-nucleotide messenger RNA. RefSeq lists its product as uncharacterized. Bases 105 to 749 code for a protein of 214 amino acids. NCBI's taxonomy places the organism in Eukaryota, Viridiplantae, Streptophyta, Magnoliopsida, Malpighiales, Euphorbiaceae. The record is from RefSeq and is a predicted model, not a curated record. The transcript has 2 exons.